CCAAUGCAAAAACAAAACAAGCAACAAUAACAAAAACAUCAUUCAUAGAAUUAUAGAAUUGAAAGUUGAAGAAAUGUCUUCCAGAGAAUUAUUACGUAGAAGUAUUUUAGAGGUUUGUCGUAGUUUAGCAAUAGAAAUACGACAUCAACUUAUACCUAAAAAGCGCAUCGAAAAGACACAUAAUAUAAUUUCUAAAAAACCUAAGAAAAGGAUAUGGGUUAGGUCGAAUAUAUUACGUCGGCAAAUGUUAGGUACAACUUUGUUACGAAAAGAUUUAUCUUUUAAUAAUUCUGACAGCUUUUUGUCACAACUAAAAUUGCCAAAUGCACUUUUUGAAAAUCUUCUAAGAAAGGUGAGCCCCAUAAUUGGUAGAAGAGAUACGAAUAUGAGGCUGGCAUUGUCCAGUAGAGUGAAGCUGCAAAUAACUUUGAGAUUCCUUGCUCUGGGUUAUACUUAUAGUAGAUUGGAAGAUAUUUACUCUGUGCCUAGAUCCUCAAUUUCUCAUUUUAUCAAGGAAGUCUUGGAUGCUAUGUCAGAAGUACUUGCAGACUACGGACCUAUACAGGCUCACCAAAAUCUUGCACAUUGGAAAAAAAUUCAAGAAGAGUUCAUGUUGAAGUGGCAGUUUCCUUUUUGCUGCGGUGCAUUGGGUGGAAAGCAUGUAUACAUAAAGAAUCCACCUCCAGGGGGUUCAGAAAAUUUCAAAUAUGAAGGGACAUUCAGUAUUGUAAUGCUAGCGUUAGUAGAUGCCAAUUACAAAUUUAUUUAUAUUGAUGUUGGGAAAAAUGGACGAACAAAUGAUGCUUCUAUAUUUGAAAGCUCAUCAUUGGAUGAUUUAUUGUCAAAUAAUACAUUGAAUUUGCCUGAUAAGUCAAUACUGGUAGCAAGUGAGACAUUUCCUUUAAGGAAAGAAGUGAUGACACCAUUCACAGGUCAACAUCUUACUGAUAAGCAGGUAUUAUUCAACCAUCGUCUAGACCGUUGCCAGCGCACUGCUGAGAAUGCUUUGGGAAUAAUGGUAUCUCGGUUCAAAGUUUUCCAACGUCCUCAGAAUUUGGCUUUGGACAAAGUAGAUUCGAUCAUCAGGACUUGUGCUGUUCUACACAAUUGGUUGUUAGAGAAUAGUCCUAAUUACAUUGAAUCUGGCCUGAUUGAUGAGGAAGAUGAAUUGACAGGGACUUUCACUGCUGGUAGUUGGCGAUCAAACCCCAACAGUACUGGUGUUGCUGAUAUUCAGUAUCCAACGUCCAACUCCAUUCACACACAAGAAGCUGCCAAUUAUCGACAGAAACUGGCUGAUUAUUUCCUCAGCGAUGAUGCUCGGAUUCAAUUUGAAUAAUUAUAAUUAACUGUCAUUCAAUUCAAUAUUGUUGUAGGCUUACGUUUUCUGUGAUACAUAUAGUGAUUAAUAAUUUGAAAACAAUCAUAAAUGAUGGGCAAACUUGAAUCAUUAUUAAAAAAUAUUUCUAUAUUACUAAUAAUUGAAUUCAUUGGAGUGUAAAAAAUCCUUUAUAUCUCAAUAUCAUUCUAUAAUACCUUACAUCCUUAGAAAAUAAUAAAAAUCAUUGCAACUUUGAA
Messenger RNA from Nilaparvata lugens (brown planthopper), 1578 nucleotides. RefSeq lists its product as uncharacterized. NCBI's taxonomy places the organism in Eukaryota, Metazoa, Arthropoda, Insecta, Hemiptera, Delphacidae. The coding region runs from base 74 to 1339 and encodes 421 amino acids. The record is from RefSeq and is a predicted model, not a curated record. The transcript has 3 exons.